This is a messenger RNA of Zerene cesonia (dogface butterfly), 978 nucleotides long. Its product is annotated as glucose dehydrogenase [FAD, quinone]-like. Lineage: Eukaryota; Metazoa; Arthropoda; Insecta; Lepidoptera; Pieridae. The transcript is spliced from 2 exons. Gene Ontology annotation, molecular function: ecdysone oxidase activity; flavin adenine dinucleotide binding. The record is from RefSeq and is a predicted model, not a curated record. The coding region runs from base 1 to 978 and encodes 325 amino acids.
AUGUAUCUGUGGUCGGGAUCCCGCGACAAUUGGAGCAAAUUCAUCACUGUCACUCCUAAUGAGGACCAGCACUCGAGAGUCAAAGCAGACCUGCCCGUGGGUAAGGGAAUGUCCGAUCAUUUUGCGCCUUUAGUAUAUAUGAAAAUAAAUGAUCAACCUGCCAAAUCUAAAGCAUUAACCCUCGGAUCAAAGGUGUUGGAAGGUCUCGAAUGGCUUCUGGCGCGGCGCGGACCACUAUCGACUGCGGGGCUCACCGACAUAACUACGUUCGUGAAUACAAAAUGCUACGAUUUUAAGUUAAAGCGAUUGUUACACGACAGGCCAGAGUGUGACGUGCCAACGUCGCAGUACAUACAUGCGUACAUGGAGAGGGGCUUCGCCAGACUCGCGAAGCCGAUAUACGACAGAGUGAUUCGACACGUGCCCCAAGUCGUGGAUCAGAUAUUGGUUGAAAACGACAAAAGCGACAUCAUAGUAGUCACAUUGCCCGUGCUGCAGCCAUACUCCCGAGGUUGGAUAGAGCUGGCGAGCGGGAACGUCUUCGAUGAGCCAGUGAUAAGCCCCAACUAUUUGCACGACGAAAGGGACGUGCAAGAAAUAGUGCGAGCGAUAAGGAUACUAGAGGACUUGACGCAGACACCGGAGUACAAGGAGCAUAACGCGUCCUUGUUCAAAUACAAACUUGAGGGGUGUCCGAGGGGGGAGGAGGAAGGUUACUGGGAAUGCUACGCGCGCCACAUGACGUACUCGGUGUACCACGCGGCGGGCACGGCGGCGCUGGGCGCGGUGGUGGACGAGCGGCUGCGCGUGCGCGGCGUGCGGGCGCUGCGGGUGGCCGACGCGUCCGUGCUGCCGCGCCUGCCCACCAGCAGCACGGCCGCCGUCGCGCUCGCCAUCGGGGAGAGAGCUGCGGACUUCGUCAUAGGUGACACUCAACAUGAGCUUAGGUAUUCGUAUGUUAACGCCACUUUGUUAUGA